Messenger RNA from Oncorhynchus mykiss (rainbow trout), 1041 nucleotides. RefSeq names its product prostate-associated microseminoprotein. Gene Ontology annotation, cellular component: cytoplasm. The record is from RefSeq and is a predicted model, not a curated record. NCBI's taxonomy places the organism in Eukaryota, Metazoa, Chordata, Actinopteri, Salmoniformes, Salmonidae.
UCUAGAACUACACAACUAGAACUAAAGAACAUGAAGAUGAUGGACUCCAUUGUUGGGAGAAACUGGACACUGACCUUCCUGGCUGGGACUCUGCUCUGGACCACCCGCUGCCUAGCUGCUCCCAUGCAGUGUCACUUCAACUCUAAAGGCCUGUGUGUGUACGAGGGGAGACACUACUCCCUGGGGGAGUCCUGGAUGGAGGACGGCUGUCUGCAGUGUACCUGUCUGCACCCCAUGGGCGUCGGCUGCUGUGAGACGGUGCAUCGCCCGGUAGACUUCCCAGCUUGGUGUGAGGUUCGGGUGGACGCUCUAGCCUGUAAAGUGACCCUGGUGCAGAGCGCUGACCCUCGCCUGCCCUGCCUCCCUGGGAAUGGACACAACCUGGGCCCCAGCCACAGCUCACGGGACAACAACUACCUGCAGAUGGUGGAGUAGACAGGGACCCCGGUCAGACAGUGGAGGGACGGCCUCAUUGGAAUGAAUGUCGCCAUUACAAUGAGCCCGUACUCCGAUUUAAAGUGGCAACAGCCUCCACUGGAGUCGGGAAGAUCAACUCCCUCCACCGCCGACCAUCUCCAUCCAUGUCAGUGUAAUCCUAACGGUCCAUUCUCAUUUCAGUUGCAGAUCAGUGAUCAGUUAACAUUUAAACCGCAUGAAUAUUACAAUACCUUAAGCAGUAAAUGAUACUCAGUUGGAAAGCAGAGGUGAGCCCACAUAAUGGAAUCCCUCAUUUACCACCCUGUAAUGCACUACUGUAAAGCUUUUAUAGUAAUAUAUAACUAUUGUUGUAUUUCUUCUGUCCCGUCUUGCAGUUAUCCUCUAAAUAAAAUUCUUGUUGCGUGAAAGUCAUUUGUUGAUUGUGUGGAUAAAAGGACUCCUUUCAGAUUCAUGUGGAUUUGAAUUUGACAUUUUAAUUCCUGAUUCACAUUGAACAGUGUUUCAUUAACAAUUUCAAAAAUACAGUUGUACAGCAUAUAGCCUUUGAAAAUAAAACACACUAUUCAUGUGACAAAGCAAUGGACUCUUUUGGGGGGUUUUGAA